UUCUUCCUCUUCUUCCCCUCCGAUCGAGGCCAAGAUGAGCAACACCCAACGGAGGAGUCAUCGUCGAACCUCUUCAGUGCCAUGGUACUCUCCGCAUGACGACGAAGUCAAGAACGCCGCCCCCAACCUCGUGAUCCCCCGCCGGCCGGAGGACCCCAUGGACGCCGCCCGGCCCCGCCACUCGCCACCGGCCGACCGCUUCCUCGACCUCUUCUCAUCCCCGUCCCCUUCCCUCGCCACUCCCCCUUCUGCCGGCGACGAGCUCCUCGAGGGAGACCUUCUCUUCCCGGCCCCUUCCUCGGACCCACCGCCCGAUGCCUCCAGGAAUCCGGGCCGCGUCCCGCACGGGCGCCUCGGCCUCCUCGCCGCGCUCCACGACGGGGACAGGAAGCUCCUGGCCCGCGGCAGCGGCGGCGGGAGCGGCGCGGCGGCCGUGGCUGCUGCUUCGGCUUCGGCCACGGCGUCGGCGGCCACCGCCGGGACGCUCCUCCGCCGCAAGGCGACCAUCGCAGCCGCCGCCGCCGCCGCGGCGUCGUCCUCUCCCACGCCAUCCGUGUCCGCCACGCGCGCCAUCCCCAGGCCCCGUAUCGCCGAGCAGACGCCCAUGGCGCCGUACCACCAGUCAGCCCCCAUGAUGGUGCCCGUCCGGCCGCCGCGGAGGAGGGACGCCGAGGACGACGACGACGAGGAGCUCUUCCCGGGUGGCGCGGCCAUGCUGCCGCCGCACGAGAUGGUGGCGCGCGCGUCCGCCGGCGGCCCGCCCGUGAACCCGUCCUCGAUGCUCGAGGGCGUCGGCCGCACGCUCAAGGGGCGCGACCUCCGGCGUGUGCGCGACGCCGUGCUUCGGCAAACCGGCUUCCUUGACUAGAUCCAGCAAAGGUUGAUGAUGCAUUCUAGUUUCGGUCAUGGAUCUCGGUAUGAUUCUGCAAUGUCUGUAACCUUGUGCAAAAAUGAGAGGUUAAACAAGGAGAAGGAUUAGUUUCUGGUGUUAUCCGGCUUCAGUUUUUGGUGUUGUUGGUGAUGUUUGAGGUCUCCAUUCGGUAACUUAAUAAUGAUUUGGGUGGCUCUUUGUAGUUCAGCAAAUGCGAGCAAAUUUUGAGGAUGCUUAGUGAUUUUAAUAUUCCAAA
Molecule: messenger RNA, 1127 nt
Organism: Brachypodium distachyon (stiff brome)
Lineage: Eukaryota; Viridiplantae; Streptophyta; Magnoliopsida; Poales; Poaceae
Product: homeobox protein Nkx-6.1
Exons: 2
Coding region: 35-868 (277 amino acids)
Source: RefSeq, a predicted model, not a curated record